ACUGAGCAUCGGUUUUCCGGAAACAGGCGAAACCCGGGCGCUCGCCUUCAACAUAAACAGCAAUGGCGGAGGCAGCGGCAGCAUCGACAGCGGCCCCAGCAAUAUCGGGAAGCUGGACUAAAAACGUAACCUGCAGGUAUUUCAUGCAUGGUCUUUGCAAAGAAGGGAACAACUGUCGAUACUCUCAUGACCUCACCACCAGCAAGCCAGCCAUGAUUUGCAAGUUCUUUCAGAAAGGAAACUGUGCUUUUGGGGACCGUUGCAGGUUUGAACACACCAAACCAACCAAGCAAGACGACCUGACGGGCCCCAAGACGUCCCCGCUGCCGCCCUCCUCUGCCUCCUCUGCCCCUUCGCAGGCCAGCACCAGCGGCCCAGAGGCUUCACCCAGUGGGCCCAGUGGCCCCGCUGACGACCAGGACAAGAUGAACGUCUCUGGUGCAGAGGACUGGGUCAACGCCGCCGAGUUUGUGCCGGGCCAGCCCUACUGUGGGAGAGCGGACCCUGCUGUUCCGGAGGGCUCAGAUCCUAUCAUCAUUGAAGAGGAGUAUGAGAAGGAGCAGGCCGACGCCGCGCUGAAGAAGACUCUCUGUCCGUACGCCGCCAUGGGCGAGUGCCGUUAUGGCCUCAACUGCGCCUAUCUCCAUGGCGACGUGUGCGACAUGUGCGGGCUGCAGGUGCUCCACCCCUCCGAUAAUGCUCAACGUUCACUGCACAUCAAGGCCUGCAUCGAGGCUCACGAGAAGGACAUGGAGCUGUCGUUCGCCAUCCAGCGCAGUAAGGACAUGAUGUGCGGCGUGUGCAUGGAGGUGGUGUUCGAGAAGACCAACCCCAGCGAGCGGCGCUUCGGCAUCCUGUCCAACUGCAGCCACUGCUACUGCCUCAAGUGCAUCCGCAAGUGGAGGAGCGCCAAGCAGUUUGAGAGCAAGAUCAUCAAGUCCUGCCCAGAAUGUCGAAUCACAUCCAACUUUGUCAUCCCUAGCGAGUACUGGGUGGAAGACAAAGAGGAGAAGCAGAAGCUCAUUCAGAAGUACAAGGAUGGCAUGGGGUGCAAGCCGUGUCGGUACUUUGACGAAGGCCGCGGCACGUGCCCGUUCGGGGCCAACUGCUUCUACAAGCACGCGUUUCCCGACGGGCGCUUGGAGGAGGCCCAGCCUCAGCAGCGACGCCAGACCGGCUCCAACGGGAGGAACCGGAACUCGCGGCGGACACCGCUCUGGGACCUCCUCGAUGAGCGGGAGAGCAGCGACUCCUUCGACAACGAAGACGAGGAGAUGGUGACCUUCGAGCUGAGCGAGAUGCUGCUGAUGCUCCUGGCGGCCGGGACGGACGACGAUGUCACAGACUCGGAGGACGAGUGGGACUUGUUUCACGAGGAGCUGGACGAUUACUACGAGCUCUAUCUAUAGCCCACCACCGCCCCACCCCCCCCUCCCCCCACCACAGUCACUAUAAUAUCGCUUUCCUAAUUCUCACCCUUACUAGACCUUAGAAUGGACUGUCUCGUGAGUGUGUUGGACAGUAGCUUCUUUCCCUUGUGUGUGGCAGUGCCUUCAAGCAGGCCAUUAAAACAUGAUGAAUUCAAUUCAGGAAUGAGGUGAAAGUAACUUGAUGGGGGGAAAAAAGAAACAAAACACAACAGACAAAAAGACAAAACAGACGGAACGCAGGUCCGUGCACUUGUGCUAAACAUUUUCUGAGAAAACAAGCUCUCCAUUCUGUGAGUCUGUCCCUUGUUCCGUUUCUGUGGAAAACAAAUAUAAAAGCAAAAAAAAACAAAAAAACAACAACAACAAAAAAAAAAAACACACAGUGAUGAAAUUUGAACAAUAUCACUAAUAAACCUUGUUGACUUUACUCUCAUGAGUGAGUUUCACUUGUUUAUCAUCGACCCAGGUGUUUUUUUGUUUGUCUUUUCUUUUUUUAAGAAAAAGAAAAAAAAAAGACUUUUCUGACUCGUAGAGAAUGCAGAAGCUCUACGUGACUUCACUGUAUCCGGUGGCGUAUGUGGUUGUUCUGGAUUACUCCUCUGGUCAUGCACUGACUGUUGGCUGGACGGUAGCAUUAAGCUUCCUGAUGGUCAAAUCGCACAAAUGCACUCUUAAUAAGAAAAGAAGAAAAAAGGUUCAUAGAGACUGGUCAGGUCAUUGAAUGAUAUAAUAUUAUCUCCAGGUUUCCCCCUUCCCUUCUUUUGUCAAUCGACCUGGGUGUCGUCUCUCUCUUCUUUUUUUUUUUUUUUUUUUUUCUGUCCAAGAAUUGUUCCCCCUCAGGAACACCUGUGGUAGCAAGUCCCUCCUAAGAUAUACCUUUGUGAUUUGGACUCCACUCCGAAGACUUAAAUGCAUUACAGGAUGAAGCCGAAUGUUUUAUCAGAUCAACUGGCUAUUACUGUAGUUUUUUUUUUUUUUUUUUCUGCUUCAGAAACUAUUGCAUAUUAAGACCGGCUGGCGGAAGCCAAUCCACAAAUACCCAAUUGUUUUUCAGUUCUUGUUGAACUUGGUUGAAAUGCAUAUGUUUAUAAUGAUAUGUGCUUGUUUUCUAUGGUCCAGACACCAUCAACAUAACUUGAAAAUAAAGUUUAUUAUCAAACUAA
Messenger RNA from Clupea harengus (Atlantic herring), 2593 nucleotides. It is a transcript of the gene mkrn1, whose product is annotated as makorin, ring finger protein, 1. Lineage: Eukaryota; Metazoa; Chordata; Actinopteri; Clupeiformes; Clupeidae. Gene Ontology annotation, molecular function: ubiquitin protein ligase activity; metal ion binding. The record is from RefSeq and is a predicted model, not a curated record. Gene Ontology annotation, biological process: protein polyubiquitination.